UUUAACUCCGCUUUGAACGAGCUGAAGUGCAGUGUAAUAUGGCUGUUCCCUUCUCCAACACACACCUGCGCAUCCCAAGAGGCUUUGGGAAUUUAUUAGAGGGUCUUACCAGAGAAGUGUUGAGAGAGCAGCCAGAGGACAUCGCCACUUUUGCUGCUGUCUACUUCACAGAGCUGCUCAAAGCCAGAGAAGAAAGUGGUCUUGACCCAGCAGAGUGGGGUGCCAAGUUGGAAGACAGGUUCUACAACAAUCACUCAUUUAAGGGAACAUCAUUACAAGGAAACAUCAUUUCACCCAAAAUAAACACAAGAAUCAACGCAGAAUCGAGUUCUGAAACUUUGGGAAACAACGAGACUCAGCUCUCUGCAUUAAAAGACCUCGACACUGAUAAUUCAGUUGGCAGUGAGGUCAAUUUAGAUAAGAAGUUUGAUGAGGAAUCUGGUGAGAAGGAACGCGGACAUGCUGAAGAUAUUCUCCCUGCAGAAACAGCAGAUGGUGAUAAAUGUGCUGAAGAGCUAAAAGACACCAAUGAGAUUCCAGGAGAAACAUCAGAAGUUGCAAAAGAAGAAGUAGAUGUUGACAUCUGCAGAUCCGAACUUGAGCCUACACCUCUGCCUUCAUUUGGUGGCCAUGCAAAUGUGGAUGUUUGUGCUGAAGAGAUAAACCUCCAGUCUGAAUCCAGCAAGAGCAAAGAAGAGUUGGUUAGCCCAAAACCAUUGUUCCUGAAUAAAGACCAAUCUGAAUCACAAGACGAAAUACAUUCACACACUGAACAAGAUGCAAGCAAACAAGCUAAUGAAAUGUCUGAUCAUGGUGAUGAUGAUGAUGCUGAAGAUCCUGAAGAGGAAGUGUCAGAAAUUGCUGAUAAUUUAUUAGAAGACAUUGACCCAGAAGAGAAGAGCACUGAGCAGGUUUAUGCAGAAGAAUCCACUGAAAGCACCAUUGAAAAAUACAUAACUGAAAGUGUAGCAGGGCAGGAAUCAGAAGAUGCAAUCAAUGAAGAUCAAGAAGAGACCAAUUAUGAGUACACAAGCACCAAUGACUUUGUUGAAGAUGCAGGUGAUUCAACUUCUGAUAUCAAUAGCCGAUCGCUGAUGGAAAUGAAAGACACUCACGUUGACUACAGUGAUGAAAUACACGACAGUAAAAGUGAAGUCGUUGAUGUCUUAGAUGAAGUUCACCAUCAGUGCGACACUCGUACAGGUGAGGAAGAAGCUGAAAACAGCAGUGACGAAGAGAAUACUUCUAAAAUUCUAGAUGCGUUAAAUGAGGAAGACUUUUUGGAAACUCCAAAACCUGUUUCCCAAAUGAACGACAGUGAAGCUGAAGCAAGCAACGAGAUUUUAAAUGCUGACGCUUUUGAGAAAGAUCUAAACACAGAGAAUGUAAAUGAAGGAAGUGAUCUUGACAGUGAUGGCUUUGAGGCUGAAGAGAUGGAUCUGGACAUUUCAAAUGUGCUUCAGCCAAAUGAGGAAAAAACUGAGGAUGAAGGAAAUCAUGAUCCUGAACCAGAGGAAGAUGCUUUCUCUGAAGCAGAACAAGCCAAUCCUGAGCCUUUAGAGAACGAAACAGUGGUUGUCAAUGAAGAACUUUUUGAGUCACAAGAACAGACUGAAAAUACUGAGAAUGAUGUAGAUCAAGAGGAUCAGUUGGAGGAGCAAAGGGAUAAAAUCCAAGAAAUGACACUUGAAAGUGAAAACCUGGAGAAUACUGACAUCUCUGAACCAAAGGAGGAAUGCAGCCAGCCACAAGAGGAAGAGGAUAUUAUGGACAUCCCAUUGGAUGACCCAGAGGCCAAUAAAGCGGCCGCCAAAAUUCAGGCCGGCUUCCGUGGUCAUAUGACCCGGAAGAAGAUGAAACCAGGCGAAAAGCCCGGUGAGGAGGUGAGCAGCAGUGGUGAGGCCCUCAACGGCAGCCAAGGGGACUCAGGAGGAACAGACGGAGUAGAGACAGACGGCACAUCUGGACCAGAACAGUGAAGACCCUUCUCAAAGUGGAUGGCUUACUGGAUGCUUUCUCCAGGGAUUAUUUUUUUGUGUGUGUGUGUCGAAAAAAAA
This is a messenger RNA of Danio rerio (zebrafish), 2057 nucleotides long. Lineage: Eukaryota; Metazoa; Chordata; Actinopteri; Cypriniformes; Danionidae. The record is from RefSeq.